GGUGCAAGUAAAGUUUCUUUCUUCGUUUCCUUCUUUUCAUUCAUUCCUUUCGAAAGGUUCUUUUUCUCGCACACGAAAAGCGAGGUAUGUAUUUGAAGAUUCCUUUACCCCUACAAAAAAAGAAACGAUUAAUGAAAGCUCCGAUGAAGCGUAAGAGUGAAACGUCAAAGUAUCGUAAAUACCUACGUCAGAUGCGCGAGCGAUAGGAGUUCAUCAGCUGAUUCCUUCAAAAUGGCUGACGCGCUUGUGUUGGGAAAGGUAGCGGUGCGAUAUAAAUAGUGCUCUAUACGCGUAUUUUAGUUCUUCCAUUGGAAAAAAUGGCCACGCAACGCGCGCUUCCGCAAAGUAAAGAAGCUUUAUUGAAAUCGUACAUGACAAGGCUGAAGGACGACGUGAAGUCGAUGCUAGAAAAUUUCGAAGAAAUAAUUAAACUCGCAAAAGGAGAAAAUGACUCACAACUAUCUCGGAUGACCCAAUGUGAACAAGACACAUAUGAAAUGCAAGUUAGAGCAUCCAAUAUUGUGCGCGCUGGUGAAUCAUUAAUGAAGCUAGUCUCCGAUAUAAAACAGUAUUUAAUCUUGAAUGAUUUCCCUUCUGUAAAUGAUGCCAUAAUACAAAAUGGCAAGUUAUUUAGAACUAAACAAGUGGAAUGUGAUCAAAAGUUAGCAUCUCUGAGGGACGAUAUGGCUGCGGAUUUAUAUGAUCUGGAAGAAGAAUAUUAUACCUCGAUAUAUAAAUAACAUUAGUCUUGAAUAUUAUAAUAUAUAUAAGAUUGUGUUAUAAUUUGAAUCAUGAUUUGUUAAAAACGUGAUUUAUCAAUUUGUACAGAUAAAAUAAUUAAUGUCUUAACUCAUGAAUUUA
Molecule: messenger RNA, 861 nt
Organism: Camponotus floridanus (Florida carpenter ant)
Lineage: Eukaryota; Metazoa; Arthropoda; Insecta; Hymenoptera; Formicidae
Product: mediator of RNA polymerase II transcription subunit 22
Exons: 2
Coding region: 318-740 (140 amino acids)
Biological process (GO): regulation of transcription by RNA polymerase II
Cellular component (GO): mediator complex
Molecular function (GO): transcription coregulator activity
Source: RefSeq, a predicted model, not a curated record